Messenger RNA from Daphnia pulex (common water flea), 1605 nucleotides. Its product is annotated as thioredoxin domain-containing protein 3-like. The record is from RefSeq and is a predicted model, not a curated record. The coding region runs from base 65 to 1159 and encodes 364 amino acids. NCBI's taxonomy places the organism in Eukaryota, Metazoa, Arthropoda, Branchiopoda, Diplostraca, Daphniidae. The transcript is spliced from 8 exons.
GGUACUUCCAUUUCUCUUUUCUUUUUCGCACAGCUCGUUAUCUAACGAUCAAAAAGCAAGGAAAAUGGCAGCCGGAAAGAAAAGAGUGGAUCAUGUCGCCUGGCAAAUCGAAGUGGCCAAUAAUGAAGAAUGGGAAGAACUCACCAAACUUCAAGGACUAGUCGUGGUGGACGUCUACUCCGAGUGGUGCGGUCCGUGCACGGCCAUGGCCAGCCAUUUGAAAGAGAUUAAAUUACAAUUAGGGGACGAUUUCCUUCAUUGCGCCCUGGCUAAAGCGGAUUGUAUCAGCCAACUCGGCAGGUUCAGGGGUCGCAGCGAACCCACUUGGCUUUUUGUGGCUGGUGGUGAACCUGUAGCGUUAAUCAGAGGCGCUAAUGCUCCGCUCAUCCGCAAAACUUUAUUGGCGGAAUUACAAACAGAAAAGGAAGUUAUAGAAGGAACUCGCCAACGGAUGACGAUGGCGUGGGAUAGUUUCGACCUGCCCAACAGUAAUCCCGAGACCGAAGAAACCAACCACAAGGAAAUUGAAUUGACGACUGCGCCGGAUAACUGGCUGGAGCUGGACGGAUUGACUUUGAAAGGAUCGUAUCAAUUGAUCAUCGAUAAACUGAUGGAAGCAUUGGCAGAAAAGAAUAUGGAAAUAUCCGCCAGAUCGUCUGUCCGUCUCCACAAAAAAGAUUGUCUCAUUUUGUGGUUCCCGUCGUCGGUGGAGGAUGAAACCCUGGCCGAAUGGUUCGAUGUUACCAUCAAAAGUCUCAUCGCCGAAGUGGAACCAAAAAUUGUCAAGGAAGAAGAGAACGAAGAUGAAUUGGUGGAGAAGAUUGAAGGAAUAGAAUUGGAGGAAAAACCUGAUAAUUCGGAUGAAAACGCAGCCGCUGAAGUCACCGAUGAAGAAUCUGAUUAUCAACCGAUCGAAUUCCACCUGAUAUCGGACCCAGACGAAAAAGAAGCGCUAAUCAAACAAUUGGAAAAGGAAUCAGCAGAGGAAGGAGGAGAAGAAGAACAAGUUGAAAGUGAAACAGUUGAAGAAGCUGCCGAAGAAGAAGAGGAGAAACAACCGGAAGAACCGGAAGAAGUGCCCGUUGAAAAUGCGGAAGAGAAUGCAGAUGCAAUCGAAGAAGUUGCUGAAACCGUUGCCGAACCAGUCGAAUCGACCUAGUCUCGACAUAUCCCCCCCAUAAUAAAACGUCACCUUCAGUCGUAGAUGUAAAACAUUCUACGUAGCCGCUUAAUAUGUACGGUAUAACUGCUUAUUGCGGACUAUAUCCAGGGCCACCAGCUAUAUAUAGAGGGAUAACGAUCCGAGAGCUUCAACUACAAAGCACCGUUUAAUCACGUUCGUUAUACAUCAAUCAUCAAAAAAGAAAUUGAGCGCACGACGGGCAGUAUGUACGGAACAAGUUGUGGAGUAAAUGACAUUCGGAGGAACAACACAAUGGCGUGUGUGAGUGACAAGAACUCUAUAAAAGCAGCACACAGUCGCAUAUACAAGAAAACUUUUGUAUGCAACUCGCAGAAAGAAACUGCCCGCUUGGGAAAUCUAAAGUGUACGGUGUGGCAAAGGGGAAAAAGUUAAACGAAAAAAUAAACACACACACAGUCUCA